GGCCCAUUGUGUAAGUAAUGUAUAUAAAGCAGACAUUCUGGGAGAACUUCCAUUCCUUCUCACCACUGUGAGCUGAAUAAAGAGCAUGAAAUCCGCUCUCGACUCCGAGUAUAUUUCACAUUGAAUCGUGUUUUUGUCUUGGGAGUACUGGAGCAAGUUCCGUUAUUUGACAAGGGGCAGGACUAUUGCUUCAGAGGCUUACGAGGUCGGCAACAAGCGCAGACCUUUCCUCGCUUCCAUGGCCAGACAAGCCUGCGAGCUGAGGGAAGCCCUGAGGAAAGUCCUCUUGCUGUGCUUGUCUAGCCAGAAGCGAGAUAAUCUGGCUCUCAACGGGCUGUCUUCCGACAGACACAUCUCUGCCUGUCACCACAAGCAAGCGACUGUCGCCUGAGGGUGGGAAUUCGCGUUUAUUUCACGCCAGGAACAAGCGGCUGCCGUCGCUUCCAAUAUCGGAGGCGACCAGACAUCGCUGCCGCCAUCUUGGACGGAAACCGGAAGCUCGUCCUCGAGCUGUCACGUCUGCUCUCCUUCAACAUCCGCGUCUCGGUGGUGCCCCUCACAGCGCAGGGAAAUCGAACGCACCACAGCGCCCCUUCGCGAUUGGGAGGCGAUAAAGCCCCUACUCUCGCGAGUGUCAAACAAACGGUCUCCGUGCAUUUUAACCGUAACACCAAGGGGCGGGGAGGACAGCAGAGAAAGGAGCCGCUAUUGGCUACGGCGAGAGCCAAUAUCGUGGCUCCGUCCCCCGCCGCCGACUGUUGAACGCGCGCCGGCUCAUUUUUUCCCCCACAGACGGGAAGUCUUGGCCGAAGCAGAACGGCCCCGCCCCCGACAAAAGGCACCAAUCGCUGCUCAGAACGUCCGCCGACGGUGGCUUGUGAUUGGGCGGCUUUAUUGUGACACGUUAAAAACCUUUAUCCGCCUUGGCGGCGUCUGUCGCCAGAUGCGCGACCGAGUUGUGACAGUCGCGCGACGCGGUAAAAACUGGAUUGUUAGCGGGGAGGGGGAGGGGCUGGGCCCUGUCGUAGUCUGGACUGAAGGUAGGCAGUGGUAGGAAGAGAUACAGGGAACGGGAGAAACCCCGCUCCCCUUUUUCAUUUUAUUCUUGUUGUAAAGCGCCUAGUCCUCAAGAACGUUUCGUUAUUCGGUUUAUAUCGCGCCCAUUCCUUCCAGCAGUCAGCUUUGAGCAGAUAUUUAUAUCAUGCUUAUUCCACACGUGUGUGUGUGAUAUCUAGAUAUAGAUAUCUAGAUACAGAUAGAAAGGUAUAUCUUAAUAACUAGUAAUAAUAAUAAUAUUAAUUUUUAUUUAUACCCCGCCCUCCCCAGCCAAGGCUGGUCUCAGAGCGGCUUACAAGCAGUAAUAAAAACAAGUUGAAUGAUUACAACUUAAAACAAAAUUAAAAUACAACAUUAAAAUAAUGAAACAUUAAAAUGUAGCCUCAUCGCAGGAGGAGAAGGAAAAGGAAAAAAAAGAGAGGGAGGGAGGGAAUCAAAUUGGCUCCAAGCCAAAGGCCAGGCGGAACAACUCUGUCUUGCAGGCCCUGCGGAAAGAAAUCAGAUCCUGCAGGGCCCUGGUCUCAUGAGGCAGAGCGUUCCACCAGGCUGGAGCCAGAGUUGAAAAGGCCCUGGCUCUGGUUGAAGCCAAUCUAACUUCCUUAGGGCCCGGGACUACUAGGGUGUUGCUAUUUACGGACCUUGAGGCUCUCCGUGGGGCAUACCGGGAGAGGCGGUCCCGUAGGUACGAGGGUCCUAGGCCGUGAAGGGCUUUAAAGGUCAAAAGCAGCACCUUAAAUCUGACCCUGUACUCCACCGGGAGCCAGUGCAGCUUGAGAAGCACUGGGUGAAUAUGCUCCCAUGGCAGAGACCCCGUGAGGAGCCUCGCUGCAGCAUUCUGCACCCGCUGGAGUUUCUGGGACAGCUUCAAGGGCAGCCCCGUGUAGAGCAAUUACAGUAGUCAAGCCUGGAGGUGAUCGUCGCAUGGAUCACUGUGGCCAGGUCAGGGCAGGAAAGGUAAGGGACCAACUGCUUGAUGCGGUGAAGGUGGAAAAAUGUCGCCUUGGCUGUUGCUGUAACCUGCGCCUCCAUGGACAGGGAGGCGUCAAGGAUUACACCCAAACUCUUAACGGAAGGCAAUGGCACUAAUUGGGCCCCCGCAAGAGAAGGGAGUUGUUGUUCCUAACAAGUAGAGGAAGAAAACUGAACACAUAAAACACAGUAUAUUACAUUAAGUGCAGCGUUAAAUAUUGUAUUUAAAAGCAAUGUCAAAUACAGAAACAGUGGGAAAUAUAAAAUCAUUGUAUUAGAAUGGGUUUUAAAAAAACAAAAAAACCACCAUAAAGUGUUCAUAGUUUUUUGCUACACAGAAACUAGCUACCUUGGCAGGAAUCUCAGGGGAGAGACCCUGCUCCCCUACUUUCAUUUUAUUCUUAUUGUAAAGCAUCUAAUCCUCCAUAAUAUUUUGUUAUCCAGUUUAUAUCGCUCCCAUUCAGUCAGCUUUGAGCAGAUACAGUAUGUAUAUUAUGCUUAUUCCACAUGAGAGAGCAUAUUUAUUUAUUUACUGUACACACGCACACAUAUUCAUUUCUUUUCCAAUAAAUACUAGGCUGGGUGGCUAGAAAAGUUUCACCCUCUUGUUUAAAAGCUUAAUCCUUCUGUUCUUCUUGAGGCAUAGGUACAGAGACCUACUUCUAUAAUUCCCUGUAUAUGGGCCAUGUCCUGGGACUAGCAAUCUUUCAUAGGCAACCCACUGAGCAUUGCUUGCAUGGAGAAACAUGUUAGAUCUUCAUGGAUCCUCACGAUUUCUCAGUAGAGCUUCCCAAAGCCACUGUCAUUUUCCAAAUCACCUGUUAUUUUUAUGGUGCACUCAAGGCAUGGGCGGUGGUUUGAUGGUCUGUGUGCAGAAAUAAUAGGUUUGAAGCAGAUGAGUUGACUGCUGGAUCCUUUUUUGUCUUGCCCCCUUCCAUCAAACCUCAGCUAUCAUAUAAACCAGUGACAGCAUAUAAACGAGUGACUGCAUAUAAACCAGUGAUGUACAGCUUUCAAAAUUCACACUAAGCAGAUGUCCAUUGUAAGCAUGCCAUAAGCAGAGAAAAGAACAUUGGCAAAUGACUUCUGUAUGAAAACCAGGAGAGCAAUCUAUGCUGUCCAUAUUUAUUAAGAGGUAAAUCCCUCCCCACUCUAUAUGUUUAGGUAAGUGAUCUCAAGACUAGCCUGUGGGCACAAUCUUGUGUACACACUUACUUGGAAGUAUAUCUCACUGAGAUCUGUAGGAUUUCCUUAAGAGUUAAUACGUGUAGGAUCAAAUUGUUAGCUUUCUAUUAAACAAUAGUACUUCCAGUGUUCCAUUACACUACCAUCACCACAAAAUAAUGUUUUCCUUUGCUUUCUUCCUUUCAAAUAUAAACAUGCAUUGAGAAACAAGUGUGCUAAAAAAGAGGGAAUCAUUUCAAACACAUCGUAGUUUUAUUUUUCCGCAUUUCUUUUUCAUAGGUUGCCAUGGGUGAUUUUGAAAAGGGUAAAAAGAUCUUUGUUCAAAAAUGUUCUCAGUGUCAUACAGCUGACAAAGGUGGAAAGCACAAGACCGGCCCAAAUCUUUGGGGUCUCUUUGGCCGAAAAACAGGACAAGCUGCAGGAUUUUCUUAUUCAGACGCAAACAAGAAUAAAGGUAAAAAAAAAGGGGGGGCGGAUAAUCAGUUGCGUCAUGACAGUAUUGCUGAAUAAACACGACCCAAAGUUAGAGAAGGGAAGAACUUCACUGGGAGAUUACUUUGCAACUCUUGGAAAUACAUUCUGAAAAUAUUCUUCUGAUUUUAUAUAAAGAAUAUGAACUUGAACCUCUGGUUUGGAUUUAACAACUUGUGCACUGCAAGUUUUAUGGUCCAGUCAUUGCAUGGACUUGCAUGGGAUCAAUCUCACAGAGCCCCUAAUGCGCCAGAACCACAGCACCAGAGCAUGAGCUGCAUUACUGUCCCUUGUUUGGUACCAGUGGGGAUGGAGGCAGGACUAAUGAUGGCCCUGGCUCUAUGCAGCAUCCUGAUUUGGAUGCUGAUUUGAGAUGGCCAGGAGCCAGAUUGGCACUGCAGGCGUUUCUUUGUUUUUAGUAGGUUUGCAGAGACUUCCUGGUGGCAAAUGCUAUUUGCUGUGUUAAUGAUAUACUCCAGAAUAGGCCCAUUGUUUUCAGUGGGUUGGCUCUUGGAAUAACUUAGCUGCAUACAAUCCAUAAUGUUAUUUAUUACAUUUAUAUGCUCCCUUUCCUCCAAGCAGUUCAUGCUGGUGUGCAUGGUUCACUCUCCCCUAUUUAUCCACAGAACGUCCCAGUGUGGUGUAGUGGUUAAGAGCGGUGGACUCCUAAUCUGGGGAACCGGGUUUGAUUCCCCGCUCCUCCACAUGCAGCUGCUGGGUGACCUUGGGCUAGUCACACUUCUCUGAAGUCUCUCAGCCCCACUCACCUCACUGAGUGUUUGUUGUGGGGGAGGAAGGGAAAGGAGAAUGUUAGCCGCUUUGAGACUCCUUCGGGUAGUGAUAAAGUGGGAUAUCAAAUCCAAACUCUUCUUCUUCUUCUGUGUGGUAGGUAAGGGUGAGAUAGGAUAACUGGCCCAGUGAAUUUCAUGGCUGAGCCAUGGUCUAUCAAUUUCUAGUCUCACACUAACCACUACAUCAUACUGCCUCUCUCUGUGACAGCUUAAAGCAAAUGGAUUAGACUGCUAGUAUCCUUGGAUUUUCAAUUAAUUUUAUUAUUCUGAUAAGGCCAACUGCAGACUGGCCAUGUGCCUCCUGAAACUGUCUGACUUGCCCAUCUCCUCUUGAAUUUCUUCUAACAGCCAUCAGAUUGUGUAUACUAAUAGCUAUAGACACCAGGUUUUGUUCUGGCAGGCAGAGGCUAGGAUGCACAUGCUUACUGCCAGCUGCUCGGACCCCAGCUUAUUUUCUAGCAUACCUUUAGGAAUGGCUUGCCUCUGAUAAUUCACUGCAAGUGUGCGUGCAUAUUUCCACAUUUUGGGGAGCAGAAUUGAGGGCCUCUGUUUUGCAGAUACGCUUGAGCUUCUGUUCUAAGCAUACUUACUUGGAAGAACGUUCCAAGGAAAUCAGUUUAAGUGUGGAUCAGAGGAUAUGCAAUUAUAUAGUAGUUUAUGCUUAUUUCAAAUUAAUUACUAAAUGUGUAUCAUGCACCUUUAACUGUGAUAGGUCUCAAGGCACCAACUAAUAUAGGAAGGUUUUUUAAAAAACCUUCACAGCAGCAGCUCAACCUGUUGAUCAAAUGUGAGAAAACCUGAAGUUAUCAAAGACAUAUCUAAGUGAAUCUCUCUACUGAUAUAUGUUAGAGACCCCCUUGUCUUAUCCAUUACUGAGGCAUGAUGGUUUGAAACAAGACAAUGAGAGAUACUGACUUCUUAGUGGCUACUCCCAGAUUGUAAAAUGUAUGACCUUGUGAGAUCCGUUUGGCCUUCUCUCUUACUGUUCUCCCCCUCCCCCCCUUUUUUUUCUUACUGGAUUAUUUUUAUGUGAUGGAGCUUCAUUUAUACCAUUUUUGUCUACUGAGCCUUUUCCCAUUUCCCACAUGCUUAUUUACUUAUAUGAGAUGAUGAUGUUGUUGUUCUUGAUUGUUUUAAGUCACCCUGAGCAGUAGGAUUAUACUGGAAGGGCAACAAAUUAGUUUUCAAAUAAAUUAAAAGGGUAAUUGAAAAGCCUGGAAAAUAAGAAUGCUUUUCACCUGAUGCCUAACUGGCAGCAGUAUAGGCACCACAGGAGGGCAUUUCAAAGGUGAGUCACCAGUUAAAAGGAUUUCUUCCCAGUUAACCUUCCACCAAACUGCAGAAGGUAGGGACACACAGAGGAGAGCCUCAGGUGACUAUUUCCACUGAACAGGUGGACCGCUGUGGAAGGCUGCAGUGCAACUUACCCAUGGUAAGGUGGCACAAGCAAAAGAAUAGAGGGGGCAUUAGAAUAAGAAUAAAGUAGCCCCAGUGUUGCAACCAGUAAUCGGCUCUGACUAUAGAAAAACAACAAAAGACUAUUGGACUUUUGAUAAGGGCACUUCAGCAUCUCAUUGGACAAUGUGCAAUCCCAGCUUUCAUUACAUUUUCCUGUAUUUAAAAGAUUGAGAUGACACAAAUUUUCAGGAAAAAUCAACUGAAAGACUUGCCGAAGUAUGUGGAAUUUCAACAACCUGUUGGUUUUCAACCUUGGUUGUUUAACUUCCAUCUAGGUUCAGAAAAUAAUUUUUAAUUUCAAGAAGAUGAUGAUUUGGAAGGUUUUUAUUUUGGCUUUUAAAUGUGAUUAUGUUAGAAGAAGCUACCUUGUUCAAAGUGACACAACUUGUCUCUAGGACAUAUAGAGAUCCGCUACUUCAUGAAUCCAAGUUUGAUUAUGAAAAAGCGAGUCAAAAGUAAAUAGAAUGCCAGAUACAUGCUAAGUAUUAAAUGUGUGCAAACAGUAAUGAAAACUGGCUUUUGUUUGACAUUCUUUCUAAUCCUUUUUUUAACCUUUGGAAUUAAGAACAUAAGCUGUUCAAUAAUAUUUUCCUUUAUAUAUGUCCCAAUAAAUUUUGAAAUCUCUCACAGUAAAGGUGACACCAAUUGGUGAAACAGUCAUGGGAUUAGAAAUUGGUAUUUCAUCACUUUCUAAAUUUUCCAGGUAUUGUCUGGAGUGAAAACACACUGAUGGAAUAUUUGGAGGAUCCUAAGAAAUACAUUCCAGGGACGAAAAUGAUUUUUGCUGGCAUUAAAAAGAGUAAUGAAAGGGCAGAUCUCAUUGCAUACUUGAAAAAAGCAACCUCUUCAUGAAACAUUGCAACCUCUGUGAUGUCCAGAUAAUUCCCAGUUUGCACCACUCUUGUGUUACAUCUGAUGUUUAUUGUCCUAGCAUUUGCUCUUUAAGACAUUACCUUCAAAAGGGCAAAUAAAAGUUGGUAUUUUCAGGUGCUCAGUCUCCUAACAAAACAAGUGUUAAUUGUCUUUUGUUUUCAUAU
Podarcis lilfordi (Lilford's wall lizard) is the source of this 6967-nucleotide messenger RNA. The record is from the annotation of a GenBank genome assembly. NCBI's taxonomy places the organism in Eukaryota, Metazoa, Chordata, Lepidosauria, Squamata, Lacertidae.